Messenger RNA from Hydra vulgaris (swiftwater hydra), 1066 nucleotides. RefSeq lists its product as uncharacterized. The record is from RefSeq and is a predicted model, not a curated record. Gene Ontology annotation, molecular function: zinc ion binding. NCBI's taxonomy places the organism in Eukaryota, Metazoa, Cnidaria, Hydrozoa, Anthoathecata, Hydridae.
UUUUAGCAAUAAUCAAACAGCUGAAAAGCAAUAAUCAAACAGCUGAAAAGAAUCAUAACAAGCAAUAUAUAAUAGUAUGAACAGCAAUUUCGAAAAUGACUUAACUUGCUCCAUUUGUUUGGAUAUUGCUGAUAAUGCUGUUGAAACUAAAUGCUGCAAUCAUAUAUUUUGCGAAAAUUGCGUGAAGUUUUUAAGUUUUUGCCCAUUAUGUUGGGCACUUCCAUUUUCAUUUAACAAUUCAUUUUUAGCGAGACGGUUAAUUGGAAACCUAACAAAAAAAUGUCCAAACGAGGGCUGUGGAAAAGAUGUGCCUAGAUCUGAAUUUUCUAAACACGAACUGUUAUGCGAGUUUUCAAUUUUUAAAUGCUAUAUACCAACUUGCAAUUUUAAAUCAACAAAAAAUGACUUAAUGAAUCAUUUAUUAACUUGUCAUAGUAAUUCUGUUAUUAAGAUAUUGGAAGAGUAUUACUCUACAAAUUCAUCCAAUCAGAUCAAUGUAUAUGAAGAGCCCAAUAACUCUCAUAAUUUUAUUAGUACGAAAAUUAACUCAAGGGGUAGACAAGCUAGGCUUGGUGCAACGGGAAAGUAUUAUUGCUUAGGAGGACUUGAUCCAACAUUAAAUUGUAAAUGCUGUAAUGGAGUAUGUGGUCCAACCAGUGGGUGUAACUGUACUUCUUGCAUGGCCCUAGAUAUCCGUACUCGUAAACUUCCUUAUGGUUGGUAUGUUAAUAAAGAAGGAUUUCCUUGUAUAAAAGGAGAAGGUGGAAUAUUUUAUUGCGGCAGAAAAAUGGACUUAUUUUUUUCAGAUGGCUACUGCGGCCCGUAUAAUGGUCCAAACUGUUUGUCUUGUCAAAUUAUUGGAUCCGAAGAAAGUGCUUAUCAAGAGGCUCUAUUAAACUUACCUAAUAGUUUUUCUUUAGGAGCUUUGCCAGUUUUUUGUUUGCGUAAGUAAUGUUUUUUAAAAUGUUAAAAUGUAAAAGGUAUUUAUAAUAUAGGUUGUAUAUAGAAUUAAGUUUUCUGUCGCCUUAUUAAACUUCAAUGAAUUACAGCUGCUGUUUUUUUAUUA